GUGGAGGGAGUCGCAACAGGUUGCUAUGGCUUGGCGCUGCUCGGGCAGGAGCAACGGAGAGCUCAUCGAUAAUCUCUACAAGAACGGGCUGAUCCAAAGUGAAGCGAUCAUGCAAGCCAUGAAGCGAGUCGACCGACUCAAUUACCUCAACACAUCCAUUCUCUCGGGCUCUUUCUUCAACCCUGCCCGUUCGGACGCCGACAACAGACAACGAUGGGCAAGGGAAGCCUACACGGAUUCGCCGUAUUCUAUCGGAUGGGAUGCGACGAUAACAGCGCCGCACAUGCAUGCCAAUGCGCUCGAGAAUGUCUUGCCUUUCCUCAGACCGGGCGCUCGCGUGCUUGAUGUCGGCUCCGGAUCAGGCUACCUGCUUGGCAUCUUCAACGCACUCGUCUCGCCAGGCGGUCGCGUCGUCGGUAUUGACCACAUUCCCGAGCUGGUUGACCUUUCACGGGAGAACCUCAUCAGAGACGGAUAUCAGACCGAGCUCAAAUCAGAUGCGAUCAGACUGAUAGCGGGAGAUGGUCGUCAGGGUGUAGAGACGGAAGGACCCUACGAUGUCAUCCAUGUAGGCGCGGCGGCGCCGAAGCUACCUCAAGCGCUCGUUGACCAGCUCAAGAGCCCCGGAAGGCUUUUCAUCCCCAUAGGCACCAAUGAUCAGUCGAUCUAUCAGAUCGACAAGGAUGCAGAUGGCAAAGUCACUCAGGUCAAGCUGUAUGGUGUGCGGUACGUGCCCUUGACAGAUCGCGCGACAUAGGAUGCUACCAGCUAUUUCUCUGCAUGCCACGAGCACGAUAUCGAUCCGGCAGUAGGAAGAAACAGUGCGGAUCUCAUGAUCUGUCCAAACAUUGCGAUCGUCGUCCGAAUGCUUGCUAAGCAGUCCGGCGCGCGAGCCCUCCACAGCGAGCUCAGAUGCUUGGAGUCCGCAAGCAUCUCGAACGGGGUCCUGAGCAGAACAUUGCAGCUCAAAAGGCUCAUUGGAAUACUUCCCUGGGCCAUAGCGCAUUGCAUGAUAUUCCCC
Mixia osmundae IAM 14324 is the source of this 1021-nucleotide messenger RNA. RefSeq lists its product as uncharacterized. The transcript is spliced from 2 exons. Gene Ontology annotation, biological process: protein modification process. NCBI's taxonomy places the organism in Eukaryota, Fungi, Basidiomycota, Mixiomycetes, Mixiales, Mixiaceae. Gene Ontology annotation, cellular component: cytoplasm. Gene Ontology annotation, molecular function: protein-L-isoaspartate (D-aspartate) O-methyltransferase activity. The record is from RefSeq and is a predicted model, not a curated record. The coding region runs from base 26 to 757 and encodes 243 amino acids.